Molecule: messenger RNA, 3235 nt
Organism: Neoarius graeffei (lesser salmon catfish)
Lineage: Eukaryota; Metazoa; Chordata; Actinopteri; Siluriformes; Ariidae
Gene: ttc13
Product: tetratricopeptide repeat domain 13
Exons: 23
Coding region: 21-2507 (828 amino acids)
Molecular function (GO): protein binding
Source: RefSeq, a predicted model, not a curated record
GCACGCACAACGUUCGGAACAUGGCACCUGCUGGCAGGGCUGUUGUUGUGCUAGCGCUCUCGUUGCUGUGCUUAUGCGGCGCUAUCAUUUCUACCGACUAUUUUUCCACGCUCGCGUUCUUUAACGGCGAACUGAACGAGCGAGGCUGCGCGCCGUCGUCCGACUGGGAGGAGUUUUCACCGGACUGCGAACCCAACGUUCUCCAGCUGGAGGAUCCUGACUGUGAGGACGGCGGCGGCGGCAGCGCGGCCUGCGAGUCGGUUUUCUCUCUGAACGCAGAGAAGAUUCUGAGCCAGGCCAAGCUGUUUGUGGAGCAGCGCCGCUUUCCGUUCCCCGUCGAAGACUACAACACCAACGAGGAGCUCGCCAUAGGAUACGUCCUCAUCGGGAACGGGCUUUACGAUGAAGCGAUCAAACACUUCUCCCUGCUCCUGCAGGGAGAUCCAGAGCUGGUCAGUGCCAUGUACGGGAGAGGGAUAGCCUACGGGAAAAAGAGCUUACAGGACAUAAAGAACGCUGACUUGGCUCUGUACGAGUUAAGCAGAGUGAUCACACUGGAGCCCAACAGCCCAGAGGUGUACGAACAGAGAGCGGAGAUUCUCUCUCCUCUCGGAAGGAUUAGUGAAGCUCUGAGUGACCUCACUAAAGCCAUCCAGCUGCAACCUUCGGCACGACUUUACCGCCAUCGAGGGACCCUCCUCUUUAUUUCAGAGGACUACGUCGCUGCUAUGGAGGACUUCCAGCAGUCUCUGGAGCUGAAGAGGAGUCAGCCAAUUGCCAUGCUCUAUAAAGGCCUCACCUUCUUCCACAGGGGCCUGCUUAAGGAGGCCAUUGAGACUUUUAAAGAAGCGCUGAAGUUGAAGUCGGACUUCAUCGACGCACACAAAAGCCUGGCUCAGGCAUACAGGGAGUUGGGGGAUUUUGACAGCGCCAUGGAGAGUUUCCAGAAAGCUCUACUGCUGAAUCAGAAUCACCUUCAGUCUCUCCAGCUCCGAGGGAUGAUGCUGUAUCAUCACGGCAGCCUGCAGGACGCCAUCGGCAACUUCAAGAGGUGCCUGCAGCUGGAGCCGUAUAACGAGGUGUGUCAGUACAUGAAGGGCCUGAGCCACGUGGCCAUGGGACAGUUCUACGAAGGCAUCAAGGCUCAGACAAAAGUCAUGCUCAACGAUCCGCUGCUGGGCCAGAAAGCCAGCUCGGAAUAUCUCAAAGUCAAAUACCUCAGAGAGUACUCUCGAUAUUUGCACUCUCACCUGGACAUCCCCGUCGCAGAAUACAACGUGGAUCAGGAUCUUCCGGGGAACUUUAAGAACCACUGGGCUAAAAAUCUGCCCUUCCUUAUCGAGGACUACGAAGAGCAACCUGGACUGCAGCCGCACAUAAAGGAUGUUCUACCUCAGGAUUUUGACAGUUACUCUCCAGAGGUGCAGAAGUUGAUCUGUACGGCGGAUCAUCUCGGCAUGCUCAUGCAGUACAACACAUCAGGGUUCCUGUCCAACCAGCGCGUCCACAGAGCCAUGGGUCUGGCCACCAUCGAGGUGAUGCAGGCGAUGCAGCGGACGUGGAGUAACUCCAAAGUGCGCGUCAACGGCAAAACCAGGCAGCUCCAGUGGAGAGACAUGUUCGACAUCGCUGUUAAAUGGAGGAGGAUCGCUGAUCCAGAUCAGCCUGUUCUGUGGUUGGACCAGAUGCCUGAACGGAGCCUGAGCAGAGGAUUUAAUAACCACAUCAACCUUAUCAGGGGCCAGAUCAUCAACAUCCGAUAUAUGGAAUACUUCAGCAGCAUCCUGGACUUCAUCAAAGACAGGAUAUUGGUCUAUCACAGCGCGUAUAAUCCACGAGGAGUGCAGGAAGUGAAACAGGCUCUGGAGAAUGUGAACAAAGUGGAGGACCUGCUGCCUAUAAUGAAGCAGUUCAACAGUAAAACGAGAGACGGCUUCACGGUCAACUCAAAGGUCCCGAGUAUGAAGGAUCCCGGGACGGAGUACGACGGCUUCACCAUAACCAUCACCGGAGACCGGGUGGGAAACAUGCUGUUUUCAGUGGAGACUCAGACCACAGAGGAGAGGACACAGCAGUACCAGUCCGAGAUCGAGGCUCUUUAUAAAGAUCUGACGGCUAAAGGCAAAGCGCUCAUGCUGUCCUCUGAGCUCGGGGAUUCGGAUGCGGUGUGUAACCUCGUCCUCUCUCUGGUGUAUUACUUCUGUAACCUCAUGCCCCUGUCUCGAGGCUCCAGCAUCGUGGCCUACUCAGUGGUGAUGGGAGCUCUGAUGGCCACCGGGAAAGAAGUCGUCGGCAGAAUUCCAUCUGGGAAGCUGGUGGAUUUCGAAGCUAUGACCACGCCCAGCCCUGAUCGCUUCACCAAAAUAGCCAAAAGCUGGAUGAACUUGAAGAGUCUGCCCAGUUGGUACCAGAACCUUCCGUCUGUCGCCGAGACGUUCCAGUUCGCCAGAACCAUGAUCGAGGUCCUGAACACCGACUCGUCCUCGCACUGCCCCAAAAGAUCUUAAAGGCCGUCUCUAUCCUUUCUGCCUCUCGUUUCUCUUCAGUCUUCCUUUAUAAAGAUCUGUAUCAGAGUCUUCAUUCAUUCAUUCAUUCAUUAACCCCAGAAAGCAGUUUUACUGAAGUUAUUCGAAAGUACGCCGAAAACCAGACACACUUAACGAACUUGAAACCACUUCAAUCUUACUUGGAGUCCUGUGUUUUAAAUUUGUGACAAUCUUGUGGAUUUUUUUUUUUCCUUUCUCUUCUCCCUUGUUUGAGCACAUCAGCCUUAACAUGUAAAAGGGCUCAAUUAUUAGCUGAUGGUUUUAAAUCAGGAAAAAUACACCACUGUUCAGAACCAGGAUUAUUGAAAUACUUGUUUACGAAUGAGCGAUUUGAAGUGAAGCCUUAUGGGGGGGGGUUUCUGGUUGCUCCAGAUGUUCGAGUGAUGCUCACAUCAUCAUCAUCAUCGACUCUCACAUUACUGUGAACUCACAAAGGAAGAACAUAUUCAUCUGUUUGCUGAAAUGCAGCUCGUUCGCUGUGUUUUAGUUCGAAACAUUGGGAUUUACCUCUUGAGGUGUUUUAUUGUUCAUUUUAACUGAGUUUCAUAUCAGGGUCUUAAGUACUGAUUUGAAGAACGGCGCUUUGAGGACACGUCAUUUUACUGUCCAGGAAUUAAACUUGAAGUAUCGAUCUGUGAGGCUUCUAAGAGCAGCACUGGACAUGAAUAAACAUCUUGAGUUUCUGCAAA